AUGACUUUACUCGAGGAUGUCUUCAACCAUCUUGUCCUCCCCCCUCGGGUCCCCGGGGAGCAAGAUUCAGAUCUUGAAAAUAUAUCGUACGAAAUAUUGACGCGAUUCCUUACUGCCACCGAUGAUGCCGCUACUAAACUUAUCAAAACGCCUUGGGCAGAGGCAUUCCGCGCCCUCCGUACCUCUCUUCUUGCCUGUCUCAAUCUGAACUCGGGCGGUCUUGAGAGUUCUAUAAUGAUGGCAUAUUUUAAGAAGAUUCAGCCCAAUGACAUGUUGAUAUUGCAUGUCGUUCAACAAAAUGCUGCCGUGCUUAUCCGCCGUGAGGCCUGUGACGACGGGGAUUGCGUUGUCUUCGAGGCAUUCGAGGCCUCAGCCAUCUCUGAGAGGGUUCUCGCCGCAUCUCAUACGUUAGAAUGGGAUUUUCCUGGACGUUCUGCCCGACUUCCCCUCGCUGUGUUUAAAGACACAGAAUUCCAGCAGAGCCUAGCAGCCUUUCUUGAGCAAGCCAGCAUCGAGUCUCUAUACAACCUCCAGGCCUCCACCAGGAAGGCCAAGGUAUCCGUGAUUGAGACUAGAGAUACGACCGACCCGGCUCUGAUUACGCAGAUGCUUAUACCACUUCUUGAGGCGAUGGGAGAUUACUUCGAGCCUCCCUUGCUUCGGAAGCGAGUGAGAGACGAGGUUCAUAUUCUCAAGGCCGAAUUGCCGUGGCGGAGGCUACCAUUUUGGCUAGUCCUACGUGUUGCCGCCCAACGCCAACUCAGUUUGCGUCUCGGUAACAUACGCGGCCGAAUAAGCUACAAGUUCGUCAUCUCUCUUCUUCUCGCGGGUCUUUUGAAAGAGUGCGCUGGGAGCCUCAACCCGGAGUUGACCAUCAUGCUUCGCGCCAAGCUUUGCCGCCGUAUGGCAAAACUAGAAACAGAAAAGACUGGGAUGACAUCACAAGACGCUGUUGCAUGCCAGCCCCUUUUUGAUCAGCUUGGCCCUAUAAUACAUAGUACAAUUCAAGAGGCCACAUCACAGGUCGAGAAUGCCUGGAAGUCUUUCAAGCGGGCGACGACUCGGCAUAUUCACACGCUCCCCCAUCUUGUACCCGAGUCUGCCUUAAAGCUGUCCCUUACAAACAGCGGGCAGUAUCUCGAUCACCUACUGUCUCACCGACCAUCUCAACAGCCGGGUAUUUCAUCCUUCGAUCUCCCCCGUCCGUUAGACACGGCUGUCCAGCAAGCACAGGCAUUUACGGAUGGUGCGUUUCGGCUUGCGUCUAACGAGGAGCGCGCGAACCUUGAUGAGCAGCCUGGCCAAGGGACCACACGCCUAUUUGAGGAUCGCUGCACCUUUAUUGCUACGCGGAUUGAUGCCAUGCUUACCGAGAUCAAGGACACGUACAGCGGCGAUCCAGAGCAGAUGAGCGUGUUUAUCCUGAGUAUUUUUACCCUUUGGACGCACCUUGAUCAGUGUGCCGUUGCGGUAUGCCCUCUCCUCCGAGAGUACAGGCCCGUAUUUGGACCAGAUCUCCUGGAUGUCCUCCAGCUCCCCACCAUGUCUCAGAUGCGUCGCCUCCAGCGUAUACAGAUAUACUUAUCUCGUCGACAGUCAGAAUCUCGAUAUGGUGGUAUCUUCGACGAUAUUGAUCGUAAUUGUCUGGCUACGCGAUAUGCCACCCAAUCGACUGAGAUGCGUUCUCUGGAAUCGCGUAUUCAGAGCGCAUCAAAUUAUGCUCGCAACAACAAGGAAGAGGAAUGGGAGAGGGCCUGUGGCGAGUACGAUACACACACAACAGGCAUUUCAGAGAACGUCUGCCGCUGCUCUUGGAGAGACGGCCAGCGCAAUGUAGCGGGUUGUAAGAGGUGUUGGCAUUGGCGGGUACGAAAUCGCUUGAAAAUCCAGGUGCAUGAGGACUUUCUCCCUUCCAGUGCACCAGCUAGGGCGGCGGUGGUAUUCGAGCUUGCAAUUCCGGCCUACCUUUCCGCAUAUCGCGAUGCAAGUUGGCAAAUUCUACGCACACUGGCAUAUCCGGACCGCCCGAUCGGUUGCAAAACCCCGGAAAUCGAACUGAGGAAUUCCGCAGGGCUCCGGUCGUACAUGUCAGCAGAAGUCAAAGGGGUCUCAUUUGCGUCGAGAAUCAAGACCUUUCACCAGACUCACUACAAGUUUAAUAGUGGCAAGGUCCGGCUGUCUUGCCUAUUACUGCCCCUCGCUGCAGAAUAUGAAUUAUACGACCACACCUCCCAGCUCUGGGUCAAGAAUUUGAAGAACCCUUUAACGCUUCAGCGCCUCUGCGGAAUUCAAGUCCCCCGUGAGCUUCAAACUACGAUCUUGCCGGAGGCUAAGCACCCCCCUCCCAUCGUCGACGGGCCGUCAUCUUAUCAAGCACAGGCCAACCAAUGUCUAUGUCCGUCCGAUAUGUCGAUUCACGAGUUUUCGGCAUACCAGAAAUUACUGGCUGGCAAGGUUCGUCGCUGGCCCAACAUCCUAGUCGAAAUGGGUUCGUCGAACCUCAACUUCAGCAAUGAGGAAGCGACUCGUGUCAUGUGCCAGCUUGCUGUCCAAGCCGGUCCUCGGCUUCCGGAUGAACCUCUGCGGGCGGCUCACGUCAUAUUUAAGGAGCCUGCCUUCGUACAUCGCCUCGUGGAAGUGAUCGAGAGGCGCCUCCACACUAUCUUGGAUAAUUGGCGCGAGCACCACUAUAUGGAUUUGCUCAUUACUCUGAUCAUACGCUUGUUCGAGCUGUCUUCUGGAGUCUCGAGAGACCGCGCCAGAACCUUGCUUGGCAAGGCCCGAAAGGCCACGCAAGAUUGGACCAUCUCCCUACGCCGGGAUCUCCGUACGACAACCGAUGCUGGUGCGGCCCAGCGUAUCGCAACGUACGGCUUCUGCGCAGCUUUGCUAUGUAGACGAACCUUUGGCAUCUACGCCGAACUCGAGGAGGCGAUAAACGCGGAGGAUUUCGUCACUUGGGUUGUGGCGUCGGUGGCAUUGCAGGAGAACAUGCUAGGCAGUAUUGCUAAAUUGCCACAAAAUUUAAAAAGAAUGCUUCUCCGCGACGCAAAAAUGGCAUAUCACCUCAAGACACCAUUGAAGACUGCCGUAGCCCAUCACCCUGCGAGUGUUGGGGCCGGAAUCAGCAGAUGGUGGGCUGGCUCGGAUAAUACCACUAGAGCGUUCUCACAGUGGCAAUUCCUUGCCGCACCUAACGAGCGAUGGAUCGUUGCUACCUCCUCGGGGGGGCAGGGUUACUAUAGAUUCAGUCAAGUGGUACAUCACAAUGUUGUCGAAGGCCAUCUUCUGCUCAACGGCAAGCCGUGUGGGAAGCUGCCGCUAGAGAUCUUGGAUAGCUCGGCUGUCAAGAAACUAUUUGAGAAUCAGCACCUUCUAACAUACCCUUCACCGCUGUCUGGCAUGAGCUAUUGCCUUGCUUAUUUCGAGGAGCAGGAAGUUCACUUUGGCGUACGUGAUAAACAAGUUAUUAUCCGUGCUUUGGGAUGGGACAACGAAUUGCUCGAGUUCGUACCGAUGGAGAGGUUCCGAGGCCCGGAUGACUUCGAUCUUCCCUCCGAACUCAUUGAUAACUGUGCACAUUGGCUUAACCUGCGAACCGGGAAUUUGGAUGUCCGGCGGGCCCCUAACUUCUGGGGUUCGCGGCCACGAAAUUGGUCUAUCAAUGUACGAGAACGCCAGGCAACUCGUGGCGGCGAACCUAGUGUCCGCCUUGUCGACCCGAAGUCGGACGUAUUCCUCCAGGUCGCCAAGGUGCUCGAGCAUAUCGAGCGGCCAGAGAGGAUAACUGUAUUCCAACCUCCAAAAGGCAAGCUGGCAGUGCAUUUACCCCUUUUGGAAUUGUCUUUCUACGUAACCUACCAUGGCCUCCUCUACUGCCGACAAUUACAUGCAGAAGUCGAUUUGGACCAGGAUGCUGGCACUUGGUACGGCCUCCGUAGCAAGCUUGUGCUACGGGAUGAGUUUACUCGAAAGAGGAGUAUCAUCGUGCCUUCCGGGGAUACGACGUGGGUGCGGCACGGAAUGCAUGUUUAUGUGCAUAUAGAGAAGGCUUAUGGGUACGAAAGGUAUAAGAUAGACGAUAUCUUGGGUCGACUAUCCUGCCCCCCUGAGCCGCGCCUAGUAUAUCUGAAGGCCCUAUAUCAUGCUCUCACGUCGUUUUGCCUUCCUGAUCCUUUGACCCGGAGGACGGGUACGGAAGAGUCCUUUUUAAUUCUUCGCUCCGGAUCCGCUCAGCCAUGGACUCCACUAGGGUGUCAGGCAUAUCGAAUUUUGAAUAUCUUAGAGCGGCUAGCCCCUCGCAGAGAAUACUAUCCCCCUGAGAUCAAGCGUCUCCAAACAGUGUCGUGGGAUGAUGAAUUGUCUACGACUAUUCAACACGAUGGAUAUAAAGCCUUGGUCCGAGAUAUUACUGAGAAAUCAAGAAAGAUCGGUGUGUUCUCCAACGCCAGCUCAGAUAACUAUAUCGUUAAGGAGCCCACGCAUCUCCAACGUCGUGGCGAGGCCCACCAGAAUCUUUAUAGACGGCCGAGCACAGACACGGCAACGGAAUCGAUGCCGACUACACCUUACACGCCGCGUGACCGCAGAGCGACGUCAAAGGCCUUAAAUGUUUACGAGAUCUGCCGAUUAAUCUUGACGGGCUGCGAGUCCUUAACCAUGCAGACAAACUUGCGAUCGAUUCUCGAGUCUAGUGAGGUUGUGGGUGGGUUCCAUGACGAGACACACUCGACAGCUAGCAUAGAGCCACUCGUCAACCAAAUCGAAGAGCCUAUUAGUGAGCAGUGGGGAAGUCUCGUUAACCGCUGUCGCUUUGCAGAGCAUACAACUCCCCUGUUGUUCCGUCUGGGGCUUCUAGCCUUUAACCCUGAAGCUGACCUGGAUGCUAUCCGCCCGCUUGCCGCAUUUGCCGUGGUUGAUAGACUUAAGAGUUUGCAGCCUCCUCAACACGACUGCUUUGAAAACUUCAAAUCUCGUGAAAAGCCGUCUCUGGACCUUUUACAAAAGCUUAUCACACCCGUCUAUCCCGAAUUUAGGUCAGCAUCCUAUCGAGCGGGGACAAUUCGAGACCAAGCCGGAAGAAAUGCUCGAGAACACGAGCUUCGGUGUGCGGAAGAGAACAUGCAGCUCGCCGCGCAUUUUUCAUCGCAGUGGCCACAUCCUGCCGAUUGUUUGUCAGUGGAAGGCCUUCCCCUCGAGGUUCUUGAUCCCCUCUCGGCGCUGCAGGAGAUUCAGCAUGAAUGGGAGCGCCGGCGAAAGAAUCGCGAAUUGGGUAUCUAUGUCCAGAAAACCCAAAAGAUACUCGACUCACUUAGGGGUCUGUGGUAUGGUUCCGCCCUGAUCGAAUGGAGGUUAUCUACCCCAGAAUUCGGUGCUCAAAAGCAUGCGCGCCCUAUCCCAUCUAUUGCCUUGGAUUUGGUGACGAAACGAGGGCCAAUACUGAACACCCCUGAUAGUAGUUGCCCUUUCAGAGAUACGAACACUACUACUAUGCCGAACGUGAAAAGAUCCACCCCCGAAGCUACGGAGCUUGGAAUUAUUGUAAGCAACUUCGCAAAGACCAGCGAUCAGAUGCGCCAACAGUACGCUGGCGACCUCUUGGAGAGCCUGGAAUCUCUUAAAGAUAUGAGCCAAUCAGCUGAUGGGAAGGUUUCGACACCGCAUGUCGGGGUGCUGAAACGAGCUCUUGGACAAGCUGGUGAGACGGCUACAUCAUAUUUCGAUAAAAUCUCUAGUUCCAUCGCUAGCUCAGAUCCUCGAUCCAAAUGGCUACAGCUUGGUGCUCUCUGGCCGUGCACGUCACCAGUAGAAGUACUCACGUUGCUGAGGUCCUCGGCUGCCCAUCGCUUCGGGCCAUCAAUGAAAGAGGCUCUGGUGAACUAUGGGUUGGCUGUCACCAUUCUGCAAAGGCUAGAAAGGAUCACCCACAUUGCUCAGCGAGAACAGAUAACUGCUCACUGGGAACAAAACAACCCUCAACAGGACCAACGACUGUUAGCGGAGGAGUUACGAAACCCGGGGCACGAGAAUUGGGCACCCCUCGAGGUUCCUGACUGGUUGUUGAUAGAAAUCGAUGGUAACUUUCUUAUCCGCGCUGAGCAGGUAGAUGUUGCGCGGGCAAUUAUCGCGCCGCGGUCGAUGCAGAAUAGCGUGCUGCAGAUGAAUAUGGGAAAAGGCAAGACCUCUUGCAUCAUGCCGAUGGUGGUAUCUGUCCUGGCCAACGGCAACAACCUCGCCCGCUUGGUCGUCCCUAAAGCGCUACUAAUGCAAACCGCCCAGACGGCACAAUCUCGCCUGGGAGAUCUCGUGGGGCGCGAGGUCCGUCACAUCCCUUUCUCCCGGAAACUACCGACGACGCCGGAAAUGCUGCAGCUGUACGAAGAUCUCCAUCGCGAGACACGUGGCUUACGUGGCCUAAUUCUCACCAGCCACGAGAAUCUUUUAUCGUACAAGCUGGGCGGAUGGCAGCAUCUUGCCGACAAGAAGGUCGAGGCUGCGAGCCAGAUGAUUGGUUUCCAGCGUUGGUUAGAAGGCCACUGUCGCGACGUCCUAGACGAGUGCGACUUCACGUUGUCGGUCAAGACACAACUGAACUAUCCUAGCGGCCGCGAAACCACUGUUGAUGGGCACCCGUUCCGAUGGCACGUGGCACAGGAAUUGCUGUCGUUGGUAGUUGAUCACAUCGCUGACUUACGGAGAACAUUCCGUGGCAUCGAGGUGCUGCGGCGGCCAGGGUCCUUCCCCAUCGUACAUAUCCUCAAUAGCGAGGUGGAAGAUUUCGCGCACAGUCUGAUACUGGACGAUAUAUGCGCUGGACGGAUGAUGUUACUUCGCCCUGCGGAUCUGAGCUUCUACGAUCAGCAAGAAACAAUCCGACGAAUUUUAUCAGAGAAGAAAUUUGACGAGCGCUCGUUCCAGCAGGCAGCGAAGGCGUUCGCCAACCCCCAGGCGGCGUACAAGAUAUUUCUUGUUAUCCGAGGUCUGCUCGUGGACAGGAUCCUAUUCCUGUGCCUAAGCAAGCGCUGGAAUGUGCAAUAUGGCCUACAUCCGGGUCGCCACCCCGUGGCCGUUCCCUUCGAGGCCAAGGGUGUUCCAUCCGAGCAGUCCGAGUUUGGCCACCCCGACGUGGCUAUCUUGUUUACCUGUUUGUCGUUCUACUAUAGCGGUUUAACGCGCGAACAGUUCCGGCAAGGAUUGAAGCAGGUAUUAGAAUCCGACGACCCGAGCGCGCGAUACGAGGAGUGGAUUUCCGGGUCCAUCAACUUGCCAGAGUCACUUCACCACUGGAAUGUCAUCAACAGGGAUGACAGUGGGCAGAUCGAGAGGCUGUGGGAACAUCUAAAGUUGGACCGGGUCGUGAUCAAUCAUUAUCUGAACCAUUUCGUCUUCCCCGUACACGCAAAGCAAUUCGAGGUCAAGUUACAGGCUUCCGCCUGGGACAUACCGCUCCAUUCUCAUGAGAAGCAGCACACGGCUAAAACCACGGGAUUCAGUGGAACGAACGAUAACCGAUCCAUGCUUCCCCUAACCAUUAAGCAAGACGACCUCCCAAGUUUGCGGCAGACCAGUGCGGAGGUGCUUUCGUACCUUUUGCAGGAACGAAACCGUGGUUACGAGGUCACUGCAAACUCUGCGGGGAAACGCUUGACGGAGGAAGAUCUCCUCUGCGAACUAGGUCGCAGCCGAAUCCGCAUUCUCAUAGAUGCCGGAGCCUACAUCCUCGAAAUGGAUAAUAGAUCGCUCGCCCAAGCAUGGCUAAGAAAAGACGGCGACGCCAAGGCCGCUGUCUACUUUGGCAGUGAUAACAGAGCUAUGGUGCACUACCGCAAUGUUGCAGUGAAGGAAGACGUCCCGCUUCUUACAACGCCUUUCGUAGACGAUCUCAGCAAAUGCGUCGUCUAUCUCGAUCAAGCCCACACGCGCGGCGUAGAUAUGAAAUUUCCGACAGACGCUCAUGCCGCUGUAACCUUGGCGUUGAAGCAAACAAAAGACUACACGAUGCAAGCUGCUAUGAGAUUACGUCAACUCGGUACGACGCAGAGAGUCACUUUUUUUGCACCACCCGAGGUCGACCAGGGCAUCCGAAAGUUCUGCGGCAUAUAUAAUGGACUGCCAAAUUCCUCGCACGUUAUCUCUUGGCUUCUCGAGCAGACCUGCCUCGUAAACGAAGACCUGCGGGGUUUGUACACCGCGCAGGGCGUAGACUUCUGCCGGCGUAUCGACGCGGAGUGCCAGCACCCUGACUUUCUCACCGACGGCAGGGACCGCGACAGGCUGCUCAAGGUCCUGCGGCAGCCAGAAUACCAGACGCUAGAUCAGCUCUAUGGUGGGGAAUCAACCGGCUCUUCUGCGAGUCCCUCUGGUCAUAUGGUUUCCCCGCAGCUGCAGGCGUUCGUAAACGAGUUGGGAGCGCGCAGCGGCCACGACGGAGUUACGAUAGGCGCUUUGGAAGAGGUAGAGCAGGAACGCGAAGUGCAACAAAUCCAGGUCGAGCAGGUGAUCCAGGUGCAGAAACAGCUACGAUUUGAGGCCUUGUCGUUCCCCGGCCUCCAUCCUACCAUCUUGGAGUUUGUAGCCACGGGAACCCUAAAAAGGGCGAAAGCCACCGUGGAAGGCUACGGGUUCGAACACGCGUUCGCGUACGUGGCAAAGACAAACGUCGGAAAGCAGUUUGGCGUCCGCGAAACCAAGUCGACCAUGUUCGUCUCGGCCGAAUUUGGGAAGACGAUUAGACACACGAGAAAUACGGAAAAUGGAGCGGAUAACUUUUUGCGUCCUGUCGAAUGGAUCCUCUGGAGUCCGACGACGCAAACCGGACUGGUCAUAAUCCCCGAAGAAGCGGAGCUCCUCAUACCGAAGAUCCGGCUGGCCGGUGACAGGAGCCGAGUUCACCUGAUCGCGUACGCCGCGCCUGUCACGAAGGGGAUGCUGCCGUUCAACCAGCUCCAGUACUACAGCCUACCGCCGCUGCCGUCGGAGCACCGGUUCCCGGAUUGGUUCCUCUUUGACGUCGGGAUUAUCGGCGGGCGCCUGUAUGUCGACCUAGGGGACUGGGACGCGCUGGCCCAGUAUCUGCGAUCGUCGUCGUCGUCGUCGUCGGACGCAGCAGACCAACUGACGGCACGAUACGGGCGGAUUCGGCUUGUGGACCAAGGCGGCGCCGACGACCCCACGUCGUUCGCGGAUGAGCCUACCAUGUUCCUCCUCGAGUGGCUCACGCUCCUGCGUAAGACCCAGGACGUCCUACAGACGCCUAUAGGCUAUAUCUGCACCGGCCGAGCACUCGGCGAGCACCACCCGUUCCGACAGUCGCUCUCGUGACGCACUGCUACUCCCCUGGAGAUCCGGUGGGUAGUACGGAGGGGGGUGACACGCAGCUGACUCUUCACUAGGUAGGGAUAGGAUGGUAUGGCGACAAAUGCAUGGCGCCGAGGUUGGUCUUUUCGGCCACCGACGGAAAAGACUGGGGCAAACAUACAAACAUAUAUAUCGUCACGUGAGAAUGUAGACGCCUAUAUUGGCCUGUUCGGAUAUGGAGGCUUCUACAGGUUCUUCUACGAGACACAUGCUACGGAGUGUGUACGUAUAAGUCCAGAGUAUGGGUAGCAUCUAGAACCCUCCCAGCACAGGGGCAUCUGGCGAUGCGUGUCUAUGUGGAUGUGAAGAUGAAGGGGAACUGGUUGCGCCGGGUGGGAAGGAGUACUACUUGCGAGGCCAGGAAAAGGAGUAGAUACUCUAAAAGACAUGCUUGCGAAGGUACUUAGCUCUGAGGGUACAUUUACGAUCUCUUUGUGUACAUAUGGGUUACGGAAAUAGACGUCGAUGAGAAGCGAACUCAGAGGAAGUUCUUGAGAUACGGAAAGGGUCCC
This is a messenger RNA of Durotheca rogersii, 9869 nucleotides long. RefSeq lists its product as uncharacterized. The record is from RefSeq and is a predicted model, not a curated record. The transcript is spliced from 5 exons. The coding region runs from base 1 to 9321 and encodes 3106 amino acids. NCBI's taxonomy places the organism in Eukaryota, Fungi, Ascomycota, Sordariomycetes, Xylariales, Xylariaceae.